UUUCAGAUUUGGGUAUCUAUCAUACAGGAGUUUACAGCCCCUACAUAUAAGGCACAGAGAAGGUCGAAUGGAGUCAGAAGGAAGUUUUGACGGUACUGGAGACAUCUACAAGCACAGGUCUAUCACCUCCCCAACGACCCAGUUCUGCUGCCCACCAAAAUACAGAUGAAUGACGACUCUAUUCAGGAAGACACCUGGCCAGCGGUCCAGAGCUGAUGCAGGCCACGCCGGUGUAUCUGUAAGCAUGAUGAAGAAGAAGACGUCCCACAAAAAACAUCGGAGCGGUGUGGGGCCCAGCACACCUGUUUCCCGGCCCCGGCGGAGCAUGAUAGGCUGCAGGAUUCGGCAUGGGUGGAAAGAGGGGAACGGCCUUGUCACCCAGUGGAAAGGAACCAUUCUGGAUCAGGUGCCUGUAAAUCCUUCUUUGUAUCUUGUAAAAUACGAUGGGUUUGACUGUGUUUAUGGACUGGAACUUAAUAAAGAUGAAAGAAUUUUUGAGCUUGAAGUCCUCCCUGAUAGAAUUGCAACAUCUCAAAUCAGUGAUUCACACCUAGCCGACAUGAUAAUUGGCAAAGCAGUGAAGCACGUGUUUGACAGCGAGGAUGGCUCUAAAGACGAGUGGAGCGGAAUGGUCCUAGCACGCGUCCCUAUAAUGAGCACGUGGUUUUACAUCACCUAUGAGAAAGAUCCUGUCUUGUAUAUGUACCAGCUCUUAGAUGAUUAUAAAGAAGGCAACCUUCACAUUAUGUCUGAUUAUACUGAUUCACCUCCAGCAGAAGGGGAACAAGGAAAAACCAUGGAGAGCCUGAUAGGCAAACAGGUGGAAUAUGCUAAAGAAGAUGGCUCUAAAAGAAUUGGCACGAUCAUCCACCAAGUAGAGGCCAGACUGUCUGUCUGUUUCAUCAAGUUUGAUAAUGAUUUCCAUAUUUAUGUCUACGAUUUGGUGAAAUCCUAGAUGUCAUCACGAACUUUGCCAAAUUUCUAAGACUGUUAAAUGUGUAAUUUGUAGACAUAAAGACUUGGUUGCUUUCCAUUUUCAUGAGAGCUUAAAUGUCCCUGCGAAUCCACAGUCUCUGCCAACAGAACUGGUUUUGUUCUGAAUAGUAUAGAUUUAUGUGAAUACAAAAGCAUUUUGUGUAAGGAACUCCUUCCUCUUAAAAGAAGUCUGUCUGUUUGGAGGGGAGUUACAGGCAAGUUUGGUAAAAAAAAAAAAAAAUUAAGCUAUUAUCAUAGUUGUUUAAAACUGUAAUAGAUUUUAUCAGUUUUCCCCUUCAUUUUUAACAUUCUCUUAUUCUGCCGCCACAAUGCAAGCAUAGUUUGGUAUUUUUGUUAUUGCCUUUUUGGAGAUAAACGUGUAUCUAUAGCUACCUAUUUGUCUGUAUCUGUGGAUUUACAUUUAUUUUAUAUAUAUGUAUUUUAUACACACACACUCACACACACACACACACACACACACUUCAUCUGCAAUCCUUUCUUUGUGGCUUGAAACGGGGGUUAAGUAAUUGUCUCCAGUUCAACAGGAAAGCUUGACCCAAGUCAAUCAUACUGACUAUAUCACUGCUGUUUAUUUAAAAUUAAAUUUGAACACAGAAAGCACACCAGGACAUUCCGUUUGCUUUGAAAGUCAGAAGUGUAGAGCAUCACUUCAGUCUGGAAGUUCAAACAUGAAUCACUUUUGAACCAUUAAUGACCCAUGUUAGACUUUUACCAAACAGUUAGAAAUCUGGGUGAAAGACUGCCUCUGAUUCUCAGUUUAUAAAUUUUUUUGUUUACAUUUUUAUCAUAAAUACUGUUUCUGGGUUUUUUUUUUUUUUAGCAAAGCCCAGGUGCCUGGUCCACACAGUGUAAUGUAGGUGUGUUUUGGACAGUGCUUUUGGUCUAUUAUUUGUAUAAAUCAGCAAUCUGGAUUUUAGUACACGAUGUAAAAGGAAACAGUACACCAGUGGCUUGGGUGUAUGUGGUAAGUUCCUGGGAGAAUAUAGUGCUUUUAUGUAAGAAGUGUAAGUUUAAGAAUGCAAGUUGUUGCUUUCUAACCAGUUCUCUAGGACGCUUUUAUUUUUAUUCCUAUUGUUACUGAGACUAUGAUUAUGGUCAGAAGGCUUUUUCUCCCUGAUUUUUCCCCACGAAGAGUGUUUGGACAAAGAACUUCUGAAAUCUUUUUGUGGUGCUGUGUCUUCUUGCUAUUUAUGUGGAUUCAUCCUGUUGAGUGUUCCCCAUCCCAUCAGGGUCUGUCACCUGCACUGGCUUGUGGAUGUGACUGAUAGCAGCCUUGAGCCACAGAAUCCUUUUGUGGCUUAUUCCUGCAAGAUUGUUUUAACCAAAAUAGAACUGCAAAAGUGAUUGGUUUAGCAGUGAAAUGGCCAUCUGUCACUUUGUUCUGAAUGAGCCCUGGCUUUUUGAAAGCUAGGGGAAAGGCAGUAUGCAGAACCAGUCUCUUGUGGAGUUUGGAAAUCUGACCUUCGAUUUGGGCAGAAGUCUAAAUGCAUAUGCUGUCAGUCAAACACCAGAGGUCCCUGAAAGCUCCAUCGUGGCUAUUCUUGAUGUUAGAGAUCCUGCAGUUUCAAGGCCUCCCGUGAGCAGUUUGCAGGAUGCCCAGUUCAGGAAGGCUGUGCCUUCUGCUCUUGGCUGGUAACCCCGAGCACCUCAUAAACACAGCACCUCCGUUUUCUGCGGUGUGCCCACAAGGGCAACCAGGGACGAGCUUUUCCAGGUAGUGAGUGCUCAGAUCUGAGAUGUUUCUCCCAUGCAGCAAAUCUGUCACCAGUUUUCCUGGUAGCUCUCCUAAGAAUCCCUGUGUGUGAAUCUCAAAGCCCAGCCUGGCUCCCUGAGCCCAAGCAGACACGUGCAGCCCAGAGAGUCAGUGUGUCCUGCUCCCACAGCACAAACACAGCAGUGACUUCAGACUGAAAAAUAAAGUCCUUUAGAAGUAGACUGACGGUUGAGUCAGUUGAAACAUUUCUAGCAUCACUUAAUGACUCACACUGUGGUUUUUCUGCAAGUACCAUUAGCAACUUUACCACCACAUUAUCUGCCACACUCUAGAUGAAUGUGACACGUGAUUGUUAUGAUCAUUAUUUUAAUUAUUGUUCCAUUUAUUGCCUUUAGGGUUAAGGAAGGGGAAGGGGCCAGGGCUGUUGUUUUUCCAUCCCCCUCCCAUUCUUUGUUCUUUCAGUGGCUUAAACCACACUUUCUGAUGCUGAGACUAGCUCUGCACCCCAGUCAAAUAUUUCAAGCUUCAUUUAGCCUCUUGUGUUUCAGAUCUCUGUGCCUGGCUUGCAUUUUCUUGGUAUCUGAAUAUUGGUUCCUUGUUCUAGAAAUUCAACGUUAAUUUCCAGCAUUACAGUGGGAUUUGUGAUAACACAAGACGUGAAUCUCUGUAUAAAAUGUAUUGGCCAUUCUCCAUGACCAUUAUUGUAUCAUGUGUGUGCGUAUGUGACAUCCAGGUGCCUGGAAGGCUUCAAAGGAAAACCUUAAAAACAGGCCAUCUUUUUUACAUGAUAUUCUAAGUAGAAUGUUCAAGGUAACCAACUAAAAUUGCAUGUGAAAGAUA
Molecule: messenger RNA, 3550 nt
Organism: Camelus dromedarius (Arabian camel)
Lineage: Eukaryota; Metazoa; Chordata; Mammalia; Artiodactyla; Camelidae
Product: spindlin-1-like
Exons: 2
Coding region: 170-955 (261 amino acids)
Biological process (GO): regulation of DNA-templated transcription; gamete generation
Cellular component (GO): nucleoplasm; cytosol
Source: RefSeq, a predicted model, not a curated record